AUGACCGACGAGGACGUGAAGCCAACAAGCGCUGAACUACAGGAUGUUCUCAUGUCCGGAGUAACCGAGAAUGGAGACACUCCUGGCAAUGUCACCCCUGCUGUGCCAGGAGCUCGGACCGCCCGCCCGAAUUUCAAGACGCGCUUUAUACUUAGUGGGCAUACGCGCUCGAUCUCUGCUGUCAAGUUCAGCCCCGACGGUAACAUGCUGGCUUCUUCAGCCGCGGACAAGCUUGUAAAGAUCUGGGACGCGAAGACCGGCGACUUCAUCAAGACGUUGGUCGGUCAUACGCAAGGCAUCUCAGACAUAGCCUGGUCCAGCGACUCGGAAUACCUCGCAUCUGCCUCUGAUGACAAGACUGUACGAAUAUGGGGCAUGGACACGCAAACAACGGUAAAGGUCCUCUAUGGGCACACGAACUUUGUGUUCUGCGUAAACUACAACCCACAAUCCAACUUGCUUGCGUCCGGGGGCUUCGACGAAACUGUACGAGUGUGGGACGUGGCGCGAGGGAAGUCCCUCAAGGUGUUACCAGCGCAUUCGGAUCCAGUCACCGCUGUGAGCUUCAAUCAUGACGGCACGCUGAUUGUCUCGUGCUCCAUGGACGGCUUGAUUCGAUUGUGGGAUGCUGAAUCCGGCCAAUGUCUGAAGACUCUGGUAGAUGAUGAUAACCCAAUAUGCUCGCAUGUUCUGGAGGGCCAUAGAGAUACUGUGCUUGCGUUAGCAGUGCACCCGAAGAAGGCUUGCAUAGCAACGGCGUCAAUGGAGAAGGACUUGUCUAUACGGCUGUGGUUCGACGAGUCGGCGCUUCAGGAUGAUCUCGCUAUGGACGUUCAGUAG
Peniophora sp. CBMAI 1063 is the source of this 840-nucleotide messenger RNA. NCBI's taxonomy places the organism in Eukaryota, Fungi, Basidiomycota, Agaricomycetes, Russulales, Peniophoraceae. The record is from the annotation of a GenBank genome assembly.